Molecule: messenger RNA, 4771 nt
Organism: Photinus pyralis (common eastern firefly)
Lineage: Eukaryota; Metazoa; Arthropoda; Insecta; Coleoptera; Lampyridae
Product: SLIT-ROBO Rho GTPase-activating protein 1-like
Exons: 15
Coding region: 261-3596 (1111 amino acids)
Biological process (GO): signal transduction; negative regulation of cell migration
Cellular component (GO): cytoplasm
Molecular function (GO): protein binding
Source: RefSeq, a predicted model, not a curated record
UACACCACAACACAAAUAAUAAUGUGAAACCAGUAAACGAACUUAAAUGAGACUCGAGGUAAGUUCGUGAACGACUUUGUUAAAAAUUACGCUUGCUUUGUUAAUUGUAUUACGCGUCAGUUUAGUUCUGUUUUCAAAUUUUUUUCGGUGUGUUGCAAGUGGGAAGUGAAGUUCGCAAACAAUAAUAAUGUUAGUGAAAGUUUGUUAAAGUAGAAUUUUUGCUUAACGCCGAUUACCAAUUUCCAAGCCGGUGAUUGGCCAUGGAUGAAAACGAGCAAGAAUCAAAAUCGCCGAUUAAACGGCUUGGCUCGACCAGAAAACUUUUAGUUUUCAACAAUAUUCGUCUUCAAUUAAAUGAACAGUUGCGAUGUCUGGACUUACGGAUGGAAGCACAAGUUGCGCUGGUAACGGAGCUUCAGGAUUUCUUCCGCCGAAGAGGUGAACUUGAACUCGACUAUUCGAAAAAUUUGGACAAAUUAGCAAAGAGUCUUCAACUUAGGCAUAAGGAACAGAAGCAAAAACGCGAACAAUGGCCUCUCUUCUCAAGCUACGCUUGCUGGCAGCAACUUGUUAAGCAAACAAAAAAUUUAAGUCGCGAUCAUGGAGCAUUAUCCGAAGUCUACUCUACGCAUUUAGUUAAUAGAUUAUCGCAGGUUAUGGAGGAUGUGCAAAGGAUAUACAAACGGUGCCGUGAGAUUGGUUAUGAAACUCAUGAAGAGAUUCUGCGUGUUUUACACGAACUGCAUACCACUAUGAAAACAUAUCAUAGUUAUCAAGCGGAACUUAGGCAAACUGAGGCAAAAUUGCGAGCGGCUGAAACUCAGCGAACAAAGUUAGAGCAAUCCCUAUCACAAGACAAAUUGGAUCGUUCGAAAAAGUACAAAUUGAUGGAGAAAGAAGUUAUGAAGAGGAAAAAUAAAUAUACCGAUGCAAAAGUGAAAGCGCUAAAGGCACGAAAUGAAUACCUCCUAUGCUUGGAAGCUUCUAAUACGACAAUUCAUAAGUACUUUGUUGACGAUUUAUCUGAUCUUAUAGAUUGUAUGGAUUUCGGUUUUCAUAACUGUAUUGCACGUGCUCUUUUGAUGCAUGUCUCUGCAGAGGAAGGUCGUCAGAAGUCGGUGCAAAAUGGACUGGACACACUACUAACCUGCAUUAAUUCUCUAGACUCUAGAUUAGAUAAACAAAGGUUUUUGGAGUGCAAUCACAGCGCCUUUAUGAUACCAAAAAAAUUCGAGUUUCAAAGUCAAAAACCGGAAGACCCUCCCGAACCAGAAAUCCAGAAAGUUCUCCAUCAAGAAAUGGAAACCAGGUUGAACCAACUGCAACAGCGAGUUACAUCUUUACGAACGGAAUCGGAGGAAGUUUGGAAGACUUUGGAAACGGCCGAAUCUACACUACUGGAAAUGUUAAAUGCGAAAGACUACGAUUGCAACGCAUACUUUGGCGAAAGUGCUGUCCCCACCAGCAAACCCCCCGAAACUGUAUUGAUAAAGUUACGUGCGGAUAGGCAAGAAACUGAAGAUUUUUAUUUAUCCAAAUUUCGAGAAUAUUUAUUGGGGUCAACACGAAUUGCGCGAUUAGAUGCAAAACACGAAUAUAUUAGGCAGUCAUUGCUUGCGGAUAAUUGCGAAUCUACAAAUACGUUAAAAUCGGUCACGAAGGCGCCAAGGAGAAAAAGGAUUGGAAGAUUGCAGAUGAGCGGGCAACCGAAAUUGUUUGGGGGUUCUCUUGAGGAGUACUUGGAAGCUACAAAUCAAGAAAUUCCUUUAAUAGUUAAAUCUUCAAUUAGAGUUAUAAAUUUGUAUGGUUUGCACCACCAGGGAAUUUUUCGGGUUUCUGGAUCUCAAGUAGAAAUAAACAACUUCCGAGAGUGGUUUGAAAGAGGCGAGGACCCUUUAGCGGAUAUGACAGAUGCUUCUGACAUAAAUAGUGUAGCCGGAGUCUUAAAAUUAUAUUUACGAGAGUUAAGAGAACCACUGUUUCCUAUUAUUUAUUUUGAGCACUUUAUGGAAUUGGCACAAUUGGAAUCUAGGCGAGAUUUUAUUUUGAAGAUGAGAGAGUUGGUUCAAAGUCUACCAAGAGCUAUUAUGGUUGUAAUGCGUUAUCUUUUUGCUUUUUUGAAUCAUUUGUCCGAAUUUUCCGAUGAGAAUAUGAUGGAUCCGUAUAAUUUGGCAAUUUGUUUCGGUCCCACCCUUGUUCCCGUACCAGACGAUAAGGAUCAGGUGCAAUAUCAAAAUCAAGUGAACGAAUUAAUCAAGAAUAUAAUAAUGUUCAAUGAGGAGAUAUUUCCGAACGAUGGUGGUAUCAUUUACGAAAAAUACAUUUCACCAGAGCCGGAAGAUCAUGAUGUGGGAGAUUCACCGUCAGAUCAUGCGACGGAAGAUAUAGAUUCUGAAGUUUGUCCGUCGGAAGAUGAUUCUGAGAGUAUUGAAGCAACAGCCCAGUUCGAUUUUAUUGCGAGAUCUGAUCGCGAAUUGUCUCUAAAGAAAGGGGAUUUUGUCACUUUAUAUUCUCAAGUUUCUAAUGAUUGGUGGAGAGGAUCUGUCAAUGGACAGGACGGUUUAAUUCCCGACAAAUACAUAUCGUUGAAAAUGAAAGACGAUGAUAGGGAAAAAUUGGACAACUUAAAGUCAAGUUCAUCUGAAGAGUCGAUGCGAACGAGACCCUGUAGUUCGAACGAUUCCGUCUUACCUGAUAGUUCUCAUCCGAUAACGGUGGCUCAGAGUUCGCCAGUUGCAUGGAAAAGUUCGUUAGACUCGUCAGAGCCUGUGCACAGUAAUACCACUUCUUCUGUGUCUAUAAAUCAUUCUAGAGAGAUAGGACAUGUACCUUACAAACCAACAGAUUUAUCUAACACUAAAUUAAACACUAGCGGCUCGCUUGACGAAACAAUUCUUUUCAAUUGCACCUCAAACUUGAACAAAGUUCAUCUGUAUGAACCCACAACAAUAAUAAAUAGUAAAAACAUUGAUCACCACCCAACUAUUCAGGAACCGGUCAUCAAUCCAUCCAUCUCAGUGGAGGAAACAGAUUUUGUGGAAAUAGAUAAAUCAGUUGUCAACUUUAGUCAGAACCGCGAACAGUGGCAGCGCCGCGCGAGUUCGCAGACCUCGCUCAAGAUCACCCAAACUCUCAAGCAAAAUCAGCAACAAACGGAAUGCAGGAUACAAAGACAAAACCACACACCCGAUUUAGUUAUGGAUUUGCCAUUAGUACCUUCCAGUAGCCCCAAACAGUUGACCAAAAAAUCCUCAAAUCUCUCUGAGAACUCCAUGAAUGAAGAUACAACUUCCUUAAAAUCUGUAGAAAGUCCAACCGGACCAGAUAGCCCAGAUAUGCAAACGGCUGCAGAGAGAUUUGCAAAACAAAAUCAGUGCACUUUGAAGAAAAAUACAAAAGUUCAUAUCACGGACACUGGUAAUGUAUCGGACAAAGCGGAUAUCGGCAGUCCUGUAGCCGAGCGUAAAGGCAUUGAAGGAAAUCGGCCGCAGGUCAAAGCGAAACCUCCCGUGUUAAAGAAACCCAGCUUUUCCGUACCUUUAUCCGUUGUCCCUCCCGAACUCUCACACCAAGAACAGCCAGAUCUCUCCACAUAACCUUUACGCUCAAAUUUUUGAUUCGUGACCAUAGAAUUAGUUUAUGACAAUAAGUCUCACUCGGCUUUAUUUUAAUGGACAAAGUUUGAGCAAAAAGAAAUUAUUUUUUUAUGAUGUGGAUUGUUUAUGUUUGUUUAAUUUUAGCACGGUUUUCUGUACAGUGUAAUUUAUGCCGCCUAUUGGCCGGCCGUCUAUUUAUGUCUUUAAUUUGUCAUGUCAUAGUGGAACUCCUGUAGACGAGUUAGAUUUAUUCUAAACAAAUCUUUUUGGCUAUAAAUUGCUCAUUUUGUAUGUGUGUCGCAUGAUGUUUAAAUUUAAUGGUAUCUAUGUAUUCUGUGGUGCCGAAAUGUUUCAAUUUUGCAGUCGGAGCGCUUUAUGCUAUCCUUUAUUGAUGAUCAUAUACAACAGGUGUAAUCAAAUUGCCAUAUUUUUUGCUAAUUAUUGUCUUUUAACAUUUACAAUUGCAUGUAUCGAUGUAGUUCGUUAGUGUUGUUAUCGCCAUUCAUUAUUCAGAUAUAUUAAUCAAUCAUUACUUUGAAUCUAUACGAAUCGAUAAAGUGAGAACUGCAUUGGGAUCAAAUUUUAAAGAAUACAAAAGCGACAAUUUUUUUUAAUGUUGAAUGAGUAGAUUGCUUACUAUAACUGCGUUAAAAUAUGAGACUGAAAUAAUCGAGAAGUAUUCGCUACUUGUAUUAGAUGAUAAUUACUUUAUUUUCGUUCUUAGAUCGUACCUUCUAGUACUCUUCUAUUACGUACUUAGUCAAGUUUUAUAAAAGUAACUAUUUAGAUUAAUAAAUGAUAAUACUAAAAAUCUUUUAGACUGAUUCAUAAUUUGAUGUGAUGUUCACAAUAAGAUUUAUAAUAUACUUGUGCAUUAUUUUCAAUUUAGCAAACAAAAAGGUACUUAUUACAUUAUUGUCAGUGUGUUGUAUUUUAGAUACUGUCAAUUUGGUGCCUAAUUAUCUUUGUUUGUAAUUUUAGUAAACAAUGCAACGUUAUAUACAUGUAUACAAAAAUCUAAUAGUUUAAUUCUUGCCUUACGUACGACUUUCAAGAGAGUGAUUUAAUCUAAACAUAACUUUAUUUACUAUGGAAUGAUUCUUUACUAAUUCGUGUUUCUUGUAUACUUGGUAUAUAAUCAUAACAUGCUGUGCAUAUAGAUGAUACAAUGCUAU